This is a messenger RNA of [Torrubiella] hemipterigena, 1104 nucleotides long. NCBI's taxonomy places the organism in Eukaryota, Fungi, Ascomycota, Sordariomycetes, Hypocreales, Clavicipitaceae. The record is from the annotation of a GenBank genome assembly.
AUGGUGAAGGAAACCAAACUUUACGAUACGCUCAGCAUCAAGCCCACCGCCACUCAAGACGAAAUAAAAAAGGGCUACAGGAAAGCAGCUUUGAAGUUCCAUCCCGAUAAAAACAAGGACGAUCCAGCAGCUGCUGAGAAGUUUAAGGAAUGCUCACAAGCAUACGAAAUUCUGUCCGAUCCCGAGAAGCGCCAAGUAUACGAUCAGUAUGGCCUUGAGUUCCUGCUUCGCGGCGGAAGUCAGGCCCCUCCACCCGGUGCCGACGGCGGCAACCCGUUUGCCGGCGGUGGCAUGCCUGGAGGCUUUGAUUUUGGUGGCGGCGGUAUGCCCGGCGGUGCGCGAAGCUUCCACUUCAGUAGCGCUGGUGGAAGUGGCCCUGGAGGCUUUUCGUUCAACAAUCCCCAAGAUAUCUUUGACGAAUUUCUGCGCGGAGGUGGCAUGGGCGGCAGCAUGAGCGGCGGAAUGGGUGGCGGCAAUUUCGAUGACUUCUUUGACGGCGGUAUGCCUCGAUCUGGUCGCCCAAGAGCCAGACAAUCUGGGGGGCAUCACCCUCGAUCGCACACCCCCGACAUUUCAACUGUUGAACGGCCAUUAGCACUGACUCUGGAAGAGAUGUUCAACGGCGCCAAAAAGAAGAUGAAGAUCAAGAGCAAGACUUUUGACGAAACCGGCAAAAUCAUCCCAACGGAGAAGAUCUUGGAGUUGCCGAUCAAGCCUGGAUUGAAGAAGGGCUCCAAGUUCAAGUUCCCCGGCGUUGGUGACCAAGUGGACGGCAUGGGCCGCCAGGAUUUGCACUUUAUUGUUGAAGAGAAACCGCACGCACUAUUCAAGCGUGAGGACAACGACAUCUCAUACACACUUACGCUAGAGCUCAAAGAGGCACUCACAGGCUGGAAGCGUUCUGUCACCACGAUUGACGGCAAGCAGAUCAACCUUGACAAGGGUGGCCCGACUAGACCAGACAGCGAAGACCGCUACCCCGGCCUUGGCAUGCCCAUCUCGAAGACACCAGGCAAGAGGGGCGACUUUAUCAUCCGCUACAAGGUCAACUUUCCGACGUCACUGACAACGAGCCAAAAGGAGCAGCUGCGCACGAUUUUGUAA